CAUGUGUUGCUUUACGACACACGCAAUCGCUUUACGGAGGAGUGUAGCAUGUUCACUGAUGUUGACAUUUUAAUCCGUAGUUUAAGGAAAUAAAUAACUGCAAAUUUGAGUGUUUAUCGUAUACGAGUUCUGGAUUAUUUGUAGCUUGUUUCCAAGAUGGGAAAGCCGAAAAAGAAGAGUGACUUGAGCCGUGCAGAACUGAUGAUGAUGACAAUUGCAGAUGUCAUCAAGCAGUUGGUUGAGGCCCACGAACAGGGAAAAGAUAUUAACCUUAACAAAGUCAAGACAAAGACAUCAGCCAAAUAUGGUCUCUCUGCACAGCCACGGCUAGUGGACAUCAUUGCUGCAGUGCCACCUCACUACAGAAGAGCCUUGGUGCCCAAACUGAAAGCCAAACCCAUUCGGACUGCCAGUGGGAUUGCAGUUGUCGCUGUGAUGUGUAAGCCUCAUCGCUGCCCACACAUCAGUUUUACAGGCAACAUCUGUGUCUACUGCCCAGGGGGUCCGGACUCGGAUUUUGAAUAUUCCACACAGUCUUACACAGGAUAUGAGCCCACGUCAAUGAGAGCCAUCCGUGCACGAUACGAUCCUUACCUCCAGACUAGGCACAGAGUAGAACAGCUCAAGCAGCUUGGUCACAGCGUGGAUAAAGUGGAGUUCAUUGUGAUGGGAGGAACAUUUAUGGCUCUGCCGGAAGAGUACAGGGACUAUUUCAUCCGUAACCUCCACGACGCGCUGUCAGGACACACGUCCAACAACGUCACUGAAGCUGUCAGAUACUCUGAAUGCAGUAACAGCAAAUGUGUCGGCAUCACGAUUGAGACCAGACCUGACUAUUGCCUGAAGAGACACUUGAGUGACAUGCUGGCCUAUGGUUGCACCAGACUAGAGAUCGGUGUACAGAGUGUUUAUGAGGAUGUGGCUCGUGAUACCAACAGAGGACAUACCGUUCGGGCUGUGUGCGAAUCUUUCCAUCUUGCUAAGGAUGCUGGUUUUAAAGUUGUAGCCCACAUGAUGCCAGACUUACCCAAUGUCGGUAUGGAAAGAGAUGUGGAGCAGUUUAUAGAGUUUUUUGAGAAUCCUGCAUUCAGACCAGAUGGGCUCAAACUUUACCCUACACUGGUGAUUCGAGGCACUGGAUUGUAUGAGCUGUGGAAAACGGGCCGCUAUAAGAGCUACUCCCCCAGUGCCUUAGUGGAUCUAGUAGCACGAAUUCUAGCGCUGGUCCCACCAUGGACUCGUGUGUAUCGUGUACAGAGGGAUAUCCCAAUGCCAUUGGUGAGCUCUGGGGUGGAACAUGGCAAUCUGAGAGAGCUGGCAUUGGCCAGAAUGAAAGACAUGGGCACUGAGUGUAGAGAUGUACGAACCAGAGAAGUGGGCAUACAAGAGAUUCAUCACAAAGUUCAACCAUAUCAGGUAGAGCUGAUCCGCAGAGACUAUGUGGCUAAUGGAGGCUGGGAGACCUUCCUGUCUUAUGAGGACCCCGAGCAGGACAUUUUAAUUGGUCUCUUGCGUCUUCGUCGCUGCUCACCACAGUCCUUCCGGCCCGAGUUGAAGGGUGGCGUUUCCAUUGUUCGAGAGCUGCAUGUCUACGGAAGCGUGGUCCCUGUCAGCAGCCGAGACCCCAGCAAGUUUCAGCAUCAGGGUUUUGGGAUGAUGUUGAUGGAGGAGGCCAAAAGGAUAGCCAGGGAUGAGCACGGCUCGAGCAAAUUGGCUGUUAUCUCAGGUGUUGGAACAAGGAAUUACUACAGAAAAAUGGGUUAUGAACUGGAGGGGCCGUAUAUGGUGAAAAACCUUUACUGAAGCAGAGAGGAAUCCCUGGAGAAUAUCGUCUGACAUGCAGGACACUGACUUUAAGGGGAUCUUUACACCCCACCUAUAAUUGGACUGGGCAUGAGGACUACAGAGAGCGUGUGUGUGGUCAGUACAAAGCAGACUGCACUAUUCUGUUACAUGCCAGCCAAAGAGUGUAUUCUGUAGUUCUCUUAUAAAGACCAUGAUGCAAGUAUCAGUGCUUGUUAGAAAUGUACACCAUUCUCCCUUGGCCUUAGUAUACUUGCCAGUGCAUUUACUUCUCUGGGAUAACACUCAUAUAUUUUUGUUUUCUACUGACAACAUUGGACAUAAUGGAGGAAAAAAACUGCAGAGGCUUUGAGUUAUCCCGUUAUAAAAGCGCAUAUUUUUCAUUUGGAUUUGUGAGGGGAAAAUCAUUUAUGCUUGCUGCUUGGCACAUUUGAUUAAUCCACCAUUUUUCCUGUUGUUAAUUUUGAAGAUGGAUUCAUUGCAUUUUCAUGUUUUCUUGGCUGUGCAUGAAAAGAGUUCAUCUGGUCUUUUUUUUUAAUUAUUGUUAAUAAAAGAUAUUUAUCCAGGAUUUCAGUAAUUUUCACGAUUGUGCAUUGUCAUAAAUCGCAUGUUAGCACAAAGGCAGACGAUUUGGAUAGAGUCGAAUAGACAUAAUACAGCCAUCACUGAACAUU
Sinocyclocheilus grahami is the source of this 2477-nucleotide messenger RNA. RefSeq names its product elongator complex protein 3-like. The transcript is spliced from 15 exons. Gene Ontology annotation, molecular function: iron-sulfur cluster binding; acyltransferase activity, transferring groups other than amino-acyl groups. Gene Ontology annotation, biological process: tRNA wobble base 5-methoxycarbonylmethyl-2-thiouridinylation. The record is from RefSeq and is a predicted model, not a curated record. Lineage: Eukaryota; Metazoa; Chordata; Actinopteri; Cypriniformes; Cyprinidae. Gene Ontology annotation, cellular component: elongator holoenzyme complex; cytoplasm; nucleus. Bases 157 to 1803 code for a protein of 548 amino acids.